Molecule: messenger RNA, 2814 nt
Organism: Apis florea (little honeybee)
Lineage: Eukaryota; Metazoa; Arthropoda; Insecta; Hymenoptera; Apidae
Product: putative cytochrome P450 6a14
Molecular function (GO): monooxygenase activity; heme binding; iron ion binding
Source: RefSeq, a predicted model, not a curated record
CUACACAAAUUAUAAAAAAUGUAUAUUAAUUUAGAAAUUUUUUGUGGAAUAGUGAUAACGCUUAUUGCGUUUUACUGUUAUUUAACAAGUAAUAAUAAUUUUUGGAAAAAUCGUGGAAUAUCUGGACCAAAACCCAUGUUGGGAUUCGGCAAUAUGAAAAAGGUAAUAUUUGGAGAGGAAUCGUUAGUACAAUUUCUUACAAAGAUGUACCAUGAAUACAAGAACGAAUCUAUGAUUGGAAUAUUUAAACUAAAAACACCUGCUUUAAUCAUCAAAGAUCCAGAUCUCAUAAAAACUGUCUUGAUUAAAGAUUUUUCAAAAUUCAUGAAUCGAGGAUUAUUGCCAAUUAUCUCAACAGAACCGAUAUCACAACAUCUUUUCGCGUUGGAGGCAAAAAGAUGGCAGCCAUUAAGAAAACAUCUUACAUCAGGAUUUACCAGUAACAAACUUAAAGGAAUGUUUUACUUGAUUCACGAGUGCUCUCAGCAACUCGUAAACUAUGUGGAUAUCUUAAUAAGGAAAGAAGAAUCUAUCAAUGUGCGAGAAGUUGCCGCAAGAUUUACCACAGAUGUCGUUGGAAGCUGUGGUUUUGGUGUGGAUAUGAACUCAUUGUCGGAAAAAGAGAGCGAAUUUCGACGACUUGGAAAAAGUAUCUUCGACACAAAUGUCUAUAAAAUAAUAAUAGAUCGAAUCAGAGAAUUGACGCCACAAUUCUACAAUUUGCUUCUUUAUAUAUUGCCAUUAGAUAAAAUAUCGCCAAAUAUUCUGAAACUAACGAAGGAGACAAUAGAAUAUAGAAUAAAGAAUGAUAUCUUUAGGCCUGAUUUUAUAAAUAUAUUAUUAGAACUUAAGAAACAUCCAGAAAAAAUUGACCUCGAGAUAACAGAUGAAUUAUUAGCGGCGCAAGUAUUUAUUUUUUUCACGGCUGGCUUUGAAACUUCUUCAACAAUGUUAAGCAAUGCUCUUUACGAACUAGCUUUGAAUCCUGAUGUUCAGAACAAAUUGCGAGAGGAGAUUAAAGAAUUUGAAUCGAAAAAUGAUGAAGAGUGGAAACAUGAAACCGUUAAAAAAAUGAACUAUUUGGAAAAAAUAUUUCAAGAAACUUUAAGAAAGUACCCAUCUGUGCCAUUUUUGAAUAGAGAAAUAAUUGAGGAUUAUACUUUCGAAAGUAAUAAAGUGACAGUUCCAAAAGGAUUAAAAAUUUGGAUACCAACUUACGCCAUUCAUAACGAUCCGGAUAUUUAUCCUGAUCCAGAAAAAUUUGAUCCUGAAAGAUUUUCAGAGGAUAAUAUAAAACAAAGACAUCCUAUGUAUUUUUUACCUUUUGGACACGGACCAAGAAAUUGCAUUGGUAUACGAUUUGCCGUAUAUCAAGUAAAAAUUGGAUUGAUAAAUAUUAUUCGUAAUUUCAAGCUUGAUGUUUGCGACAAAACAUUAAUUCCUUAUAAACUUCAUCCACGUGGAUUAAUUUUAAUACCUCUUACAGACGUAACAAAUGAAUUCUUGGCGGCACAAGCGUUUAUUUUCUUUAUUGCCGGUUUCGAGACUUCGUCAACAACGAUUAGCAAUGCUCUUUAUGAAUUAGCUUUGAAUCCUGAUAUUCAGGAUAAGUUACGAAAAGAAAUCAAAGAAUUUGAAGAAAAAAAUGAUGGAGAUUGGAAGUACGAAACCAUAAAGGAAAUGGAAUAUUUGGAAAAAAUUUUUCAAGAAACUCUAAGAAAAUAUCCAUCUUUGCCAUUUUUAAACAGAGAAAUAAUUGAUGAUUAUACUAUCGGAAAUAAUAAAGUGACACUUCCAAAAGGGUUAAAAAUAUGGAUACCGACUUACGCCAUUCAUAACGAUCCGGAUAUUUAUCCUGAUCCAGAAAAAUUUGAUCCUGAAAGAUUUUCAGAGGAUAAUAUAAAACAAAGACAUCCUAUGCAUUUUUUACCUUUUGGUCAUGGACCAAGAAAUUGCAUUGGUUCACGAUUUGCCGUAUAUCAAGUAAAAAUUGGAUUGAUAGAAAUUCUUCGAAAUUUCAAGCUUGAUGUUUGCGAUAAAACGUUAAUUCCUUAUAAAUUUCAUCCACGUGCACUACUUUUAUCUCCUUUCACGGAUAUAUAUUUGAAGAUAACUAGAUUGACGGACUACAUAACAAAUGAAUUAUUGGCGGCACAAACGUUUAUUUUUUUUGUUGCCGGUUUCGAGACUUCGUCAACAACGAUUAGCAAUGCUCUUUAUGAAUUAGCUUUGAAUCCUGAUAUUCAGGACAAGUUACGAAAAGAAAUCAAAGAAUUUGAAGAAAAAAAUGAUGGAGAUUGGAAGUACGAAACCAUAAAGGAAAUGGAAUAUUUGGGAAAAGUUUUUCAAGAGACUCUAAGAAAAUAUCCAUCUCUGCCAUUUUUAAACAGAGAAAUAAUUGAUGAUUAUACUUUCGAAAGUAAUAAAGUGACACUUCCGAAAGGAUUAAAAAUAUGGAUACCUAUUUACGCCAUUCAUCACGAUCCAGAUAUUUAUCCUGAUCCAGAAAAAUUUGAUCCUGAAAGAUUUUCAGAGGAUAAGAUAAAACAAAGACAUCCUAUGCAUUUUUCACCUUUUGGUCACGGACCAAGAAAUUGCAUUGGUGCACGAUUUGCUGUGUAUCAAGUAAAAAUUGGAUUGAUAAAAAUUCUUCGAAAUUUCAAGCUUGAUGUUUGCGAUAAAACGUUAAUUCCUUAUAAAUUUCAUCCACGUGCACUACUUUUAUCUCCUUUUACGGAUAUAUAUUUGAAGAUAACUAGAUUGACGGACUAACGAUUUUUCAUUUUAAUUUGAACUUUAUCAUUAUUUAGCUUA